CUUCUCAAUACAAUUACUUUCGUCUGUAGUAGGGGAGAGACGCCGUUCCCCGCCAGGGCGGGAGAUCUUGUGGUAGUUACCAUCGAGGACCGCUGCUGUCCUUGCAGUCGCUACUGUUUUUCCUUCCGCUCGUUUAAAUCUGAAGUAUUCGUAUCUAAAAUGUAUGUAAUCAGCAGUUUUACCCUCAAGCCUGACUGCAUGAUGGGCGGUGAACAACUUUGCCCACUAGGAGCGCUUCGUCGACGGCGUAGGCGAUCGAACAACCUUUCCGCGAUUUUUUUCCUCUUCGCAAGAAGCGGGCCUGGUUUUUGUAACUUUUUGUGGCUGCAACAAGCUCGGAGCACCACCACGACAGCAUCCAGUUCAUCUUCAUCGUCUGAAGUUGUACAACCGGCUACUCCGCCGCCGGCGAAGAACUUAUUUUUCGAACAGCAAGAAGUAGAGCUCGAGCACGACGCGCAGCCGGACUUUGUCUCGUCUUCGUUCCUGCGAGAAGAGGACGCCGGCGCAGAUGAGCUGCGACAGGUGCCACAAAAAGCAGUCCAGAAAACAAGCACGACCGCUGCAGGAUAUGAAACUACUGCUCCCCAGGCAAUGGUAGAUCACAACGACCUCCCGGAAAGUAGAACGGACACUUUUACAUUUGAUAUGAAGGGCGGCGAGCAGGCGGGCAUGAAAUUCCAGGACAGUGUCAAGAUCGCCUCGAACCUGGCCAAUGUCGGCGACGCCAAGAUAUCCUGA
Molecule: messenger RNA, 741 nt
Organism: Amoebophrya sp. A120
Lineage: Eukaryota; Dinophyceae; Syndiniales; Amoebophryaceae
Source: the annotation of a GenBank genome assembly